AUGCCAGAAAAUAAAGAUGACGCAAAUGGUACAAUUUCUUUAUCAACAUCGUCUAGUGAAUACCUGAAAAUAGCAGCGCUAAUUCAGAGACCACUUGCCACAGAAGGCUUAAAGAUUGUUAGGAUCAGGCGAAUUCAAAAUCCUCAGCUGUGGCGGAAUUUCCAGUGCACGAAAAAAUCACUGAAGGCUGAUUCCAGAGUAUCCUCAUUGGAAGAUCUCCAAGUAUUCAAGAGCAUUCGAAGUUCACUUAGGGGUAGUAUAUGUUCUGCCAACUUUGAUUGGAAAGAUCAUGAGGCUACUACCAACAUGAAAUAUGGUCAAGGAAUUCAUUUCUACACAGAUCCAUCUGUGGCAUGUAAGAACAUUGAGGGCUAUAGGGCUACCUUUCAGUAUCUGUUUGUCGUGCGUGUCUUGGUGACCUCCAAAACGAAGGGUCCCAUACUGCAACCUUUGUUAAAAGGGUAUGAUACCGUCGUAGACAACACAUCCAAGCCUACAGUUAUCGUUAAAUGUGACAAGAAUCAUUACUAUCCUGAAUAUCUAAUCACAAUGCAUUCUGUAAUUUAGAAGUGUCUAUUACAACAGACUGCAAAAGAUGAAGUGAAGUAAAAUCUCCACCAUUUCAUGUAUUAUGUCCUUCUGGCAAUGUUUUCACUGUUCAUUUUUAAAAUAUUGUAAAUUCUAAAGUCUUGUGUUGUAAUAUCCUGGAUAUUAACUUUGUGGAGAGGCUAGUGUUGAUUGUGUCAUGCCUACAGAUGAACUUACUGUUGAUAGAUUCGCAUGUGGUUUUUUAAGUGUGGUUUACCUUAAAAAGUGUAAAUUAUAUAGGCUAUUUCUUAUCCAUUUAUCUACGUGGAUAGCUUACUGUGAGUGAUGGUACCGCGUAUUCCGACCUUCGUAGAAAAAAAAUGUUAAUUACCAUUUAUUAUAGUCUGUAUUUAUAUUUUAGUUUAAAAUAUGUUGUGCUUGUUUGUUUGUUUCUGGGCAAAUAAGGGGUUGAAAGAAUUUAGGUAUGUGGGAAUUUGGAGCGAGUACAGUUAAUUAACAGACCGAUGUCAAUCUCGCUAACUGUAUAGCUGUCCUGAUGCUGCUGAUACGAAAUUGUGAUUGUGACUUCUGAUACUUUUUAUGAUACUUUAUUUAGAGAGCACAGCAUGAUUUAAAUUUGCAGUUGGACUUUCUAG
Messenger RNA from Penaeus indicus, 1184 nucleotides. RefSeq names its product protein mono-ADP-ribosyltransferase PARP11-like. The transcript has 2 exons. Gene Ontology annotation, cellular component: nucleus. NCBI's taxonomy places the organism in Eukaryota, Metazoa, Arthropoda, Malacostraca, Decapoda, Penaeidae. Gene Ontology annotation, molecular function: NAD+ poly-ADP-ribosyltransferase activity; NAD+-protein mono-ADP-ribosyltransferase activity. The record is from RefSeq and is a predicted model, not a curated record. The coding region runs from base 1 to 567 and encodes 188 amino acids.